AUGAUUGAUUGGCAUGACCCUACUAGCAUUGCUAGUUCUUGUCAUUCGCGACAGCAACUCCCUCUUCUCUGGACACUGGUGGCCGUGCUGCCAGCGAUCAGAGCGGUGUUGACGCCUACGCAUGGAUUUGACGAUGACAACACACCAAUUCAGCUGAGUCUCGAAGACCUGGAGCGUGAGCAUGACAAAGAGCAUGAGCAUCGCUAUGAUCUCAAUCGUCCACCGCUGCUUCCAACGCGUUACGCGUGGCAUCCGAGCGUUGCCGCUAGCGUGCCACCUAGCUACGUGCACGAUGCCGCCCAGCUGGAGCAAGUGGAGCAACUGCGCCAGCUGCAUCAGCAGCAUCAGCAGCUUAGCGCUGGCUAUGCGCUGCCCACCCAUCUGCCAGGCGGUCUUCUGCUACUUCGCGGCCCCAAUGUCUCACCAACGCAAGCAACAAUUGCUACGACCGCAGCAGCAGCAACAUCAGCAGCAACAAAGACGCGAACGCGACUACUUCAACCCAUUGUGCCCUUUGAUCUGGACCUGCAGCUUCAGCUUAAUGGUGUGCAAUAUCUAAGCGGCAAUGAGCUGAUUGCUCCCACAGCACCACAGUUCCUGCCACGUCCCAUACCAAGACCAGUGCCCCGCCCCCAGCGACCAGCGUACGCCUUCCUACAGCAGAGGCAGCCGCCGCAUCAGCCGUUUGCCACACAAGUGGCCCUGCCUCCAUUGCUGCUGCAACAGUCCAAGCAGUUUGCCUACGCGCCACUGGCACAACGCAACUAUGCGACUGCCACUCGCAUUCCGCUGCCCUACCCGCCCAGCUUUGUUAGCAUUACGACAAGACGACCGGCGUCUGGUCGUUACGCCACCAGCUAUUCGAAGCCGUUCCGGCCAUCACAGCCGGACUUCACGCCGGAUCUGUUUGCCGGACGUGACUCUAAAUCGCUGCUGGAAUCGUACAUACCCAGCUGGGAGGUGUUGCGCCUGUACAAGGAGCACCAGCACCGACCACUGCAACGCCACACCUUGGCCUAUGCCAGGCCCGGCCUGCGGCUCUUCAAGCGCGACUCCCAACUGGAAAGAUUGCCCCAGCGCAGUCGGAUCGUUAAGAAGUCCCUGGACAAACAAGUGAUGCCGCAGUAG
Drosophila grimshawi is the source of this 1128-nucleotide messenger RNA. RefSeq lists its product as uncharacterized. The transcript is spliced from 3 exons. The record is from RefSeq and is a predicted model, not a curated record. NCBI's taxonomy places the organism in Eukaryota, Metazoa, Arthropoda, Insecta, Diptera, Drosophilidae. Bases 1 to 1128 code for a protein of 375 amino acids.